AUGCUGCCGCCGCCACCGCCGCCGAACAGAGGAAGGCGCCGAAACACAACCGGGUGGGGGGCGGAGGCUCCUCGCCGCGGCCCCGCACAUGCAAACCGGGCUGGAGGCAGCAGAAAGCCCCGAAGCCGAAAUCCACGCCGCCCCCCCGCGCCGGGGAGGGGCCGCGGAAGGAGGGCGCAGUCGCUGCGAGAAGACAGCCCCGACCGGAGUUUACGGGCGUUUCAUGCCCCGCGGGCGAGGCAGUGCAUGCGGGGCGAGUGCAGUCCGGAUCCUCCGACAGCAGAGUCUCCUUUGAGCCGCCGCAGCCGGCUAGGGGCGAAGAUGCAUCUCCCGCCGCCCGGACUGGAGUCCUGCGCCUGGAGGCGGUGGCGGCGGCGGCCGGAGGUCCUAGCGGUGCCCCUCCAGGCGGGGAGGCGGGCUGCCAAGUCCAACGUUGCACGGGGUUCUCCCUCCUCCUUCGCCGCCUCCUCCGUCUCCUCCCACCCCCCAACCGCCCCACCACCACCAGCAGCCCAAAUACCAGCUCAGUCGCAUAGACCGCCGCGCUGCGGCUGUUGCUGCUGCUGUCGCCGCCCGCAGACGCGUCCUCUGCAGCCCCCAUUAGGGCCCAUCUCGGCGGGCGGAGAAAGUGGCUUUUCCACGCUCAACGUAACCAGGCAGCCGGGGGAGCCGGGGACGGGCCGGAGGGACAGGCUCAUCCCUGCCCCUCGCUCCAGUCGGCAAGGCAGGAGGGGAGGGGACGGGGGUGGGGAGGUUUGGGAAGGAGUCGGAGAAGACGCCUCUUCCCCGGGAGGCGCUGCCGCUGCAGUCACUUCUCCCCUCCUCCCUCCUCCUCCUCCUCGGAGAGUUGCCGAGAGCCCCAACCAAAACAAGCGGCGACGUCUGGCUCUGCGCGCCGGCCCCCUCCGACCGCGCCGCCGUCUCACUCGGAGGAGAAAAACACGUGACGGAGCCUCGGCUCUCGGCAGCCCAGCCGUCGCCGCCGCCGCCGCCGGGACGCUCCCGCCCGGGUUUCUACAUUCUGGGCCGAGCCCGCCCCGCGCCCGCCCCUCUCCGCCCCCCGGCCCUGCCGCAGCGGCGCCCGCGCGGGCCUCAGCGCAGCGCUCGGGUAGCGCCCCUGAGCGGCCGCCCGCCCCGGCGCAGCGCCUCCCCGCGCGCCACCAAGGGCGCCCCCGGCCCAGCGGUUUGGGGUUUCCGCCCGCUGUCUACACCCGGGACCCUCGCCUGCCUCCAGCUCUCGGGUACUGCAGGAUGUUCGCGGGGAAACGCAGCAGUGGAGGCGCUGGGCCGCAGGGGAGAGCAGGAGGGGCGGCGGUGUUCUUGGGGGAAUCUGCUGAUUGGCUACACCACCUCAACACCCUUUUCACUUUCUCUGUUGCCUACUUUUCCUCCUGUCACAUUUCAACCGUGUCUAUAAUGGAGCGCAGGGAGGAGGUUCAGGACCACGGAGAGCGUGAGGACGAAGACGGGGAGCUACCAAUUACUUUAGCCACUUAUCGGAUCCAUGAGCCACCAUAGGAGAGAAUCAAAUCAUGCAGAGACAAGCGACUUUAGCCAGGAAAUGAGUCCACGUUCCAGUUCUCGAGCUCUGAACUUCCAUGGAACCUGCUGCUCAUCUUCCAAUUCUGUGAACUACCCAGAAUCAUCACAAUAACAACCCUGUGAGGGAGACCUUAUUCUCAAAUUGCAGAUGAGCCUGCUACAGAUGAACUUCUGAAGCUCAAAGAGGAUGUGAAACACAUGCGUGGUCAGAAAAGAAGCAAGUGAUGAAACCAAGAUUUAAUACUCUGGCUCCAAAGCCCUUGUGUUUCACCAUUCUCUCCUUUUGCCUACCUGAACAGCCCCUGACCCAAGGUUGGAUUUCUGCAGAUAAAAACUAAGUUGCCUUGCAACUAGUCUAUCAGUGUCAUCCGAUAAAGGAUUGUCUUCAUAAGGUCUAAUAAAAACAGUCACUAAAUAACCUUUUCCUUCAGUUCCAGGUGCUUAGAUUUGGCACAGUGAUUUUCUUAAACUAACUUAAAAACUUUAUUGGAGAGUUAUGGGCAAUAAUGUUUUCCCUCUUCAGCAGUGGGAGCCACUGAAUGGUUUAAUCCAGGGCAAUGACAGGGUCAGAUUUUCAUAGUAGAUAGAACAGUAUUGAAGAUUUGGAGGAUAGAUUUAGGAGAGUGGAAAUUGGAGGCACCUUCCUCAUCUUUUACCAAGAGCCCCAUAAUAUCCUGUGGGUCAAUUCGUAGUGUGGUGAUUAGUAUAGGCCUUAGAACUGGACUGUCUUGUUUCAGUCUUGGCUCUGCCACGUAACAUCAUUGUAAAUGUAGACAGAUUUUUAACCUCCUUCAUGUCUCAAGUAUAAAGUGUAAAAUGGGAAUAAUAAUAGUGUCUCACUGAAUGAGCAUGAGGUUUUAAUUAGAAAAUACUUGUAAUACUUAACCAUGUUCAAUAAUUGUUAGCCAGAAUCAUUAUUAUUGUUGAUGUUUUCAACCAUGUGUUUUGCAUGGAAUUAGCCCCACCAUUCCCCAUCUCAUUCACUCCGCAACCCCCAACCCCACUCCAGAACAGGGCCUAAAAUACUGGUGGAGAUCACAAAAAUCCUCACAGAAAUUUCAUGCUUAAAGUAGGGGCAAGAGUUUGCCAGUCUACUCUAGUUUUCGUCAUACCACCUAUCACCAGAUAUGUUCUCUAUUCAUUUGUUUGUGCAAACUCUCAGAGUAGGGAAUUUAUCUGAUUUUGUUUACUACUGUCUUCAGGAAAGCAAUAAAUGUGUGUUAAAUGAAGGGGGCUGAAGAAAGCUUUCCAGGCAUAGGGACUAUAUGAAUGAUGGUGGGAAAGUCAUGAAGAAAAACAUGUAAACUGCAGUAAACACAAGGUCAUGCAUAAAUGAGAUCACAGAUUUAAAGCAUUUGGCCUCUGUAGCCUUCAGAGUAGCUAUUCCUCAAGGUAGGUGACCACAAGCUCUCUGAAGGGAGGAAGACUGUCCUCAUUCAGGGCAUCUGCUUCCACACUCAGUACACAGCAGGCACUGAAUACAUGACUGUGGAAUUGAAUGCUUUUAAAUAGCCACAUAGAUGACUUUGGAUGCAGAGCAAAGAGUUUAGGCUUAUUUUACUGACAGUGCUUUGAUAUGAUCAAAGUGGGAAAUAACAUGAGCAGA
Molecule: messenger RNA, 3148 nt
Organism: Choloepus didactylus (southern two-toed sloth)
Lineage: Eukaryota; Metazoa; Chordata; Mammalia; Pilosa; Megalonychidae
Product: serine/arginine repetitive matrix protein 1-like
Exons: 6
Coding region: 1-1518 (505 amino acids)
Source: RefSeq, a predicted model, not a curated record